AUGAAAGAAAAAAUCAAAGCAGGGUCUAUCACGCAAACUGACGAAAAAGACGUGCAAGUCGGAAUCAUCUCCGAUCUCGAUGAGGGCGAGGUCUUCAUCCACCAACAUGGCUACACCAACGAAGCCGUCCAAGCCCUUUUGGACGAUGAAUCACGCAAUAAGACUCUAGUUCGCAGGGUGGAUCUUGUGAUUCUACCUCUACUUGCAGGCACAUACACUUUGCAAUACAUAGACAAGUCGGCUUUAGGCUACUCCGCCGUCUUUGAUCUACUAUCCUCGACCCACAUGACAAGCAGCGAGUACAGCUGGCUAGCAAGUAUCUUCUAUUUCGCCUACCUCAUUGCUGAGUAUCCUUGGAAUAUUCUCGCACAGAAAACAAGGCUGGGCAAAGUCGUCUCUGGAAAUGUUAUUGCAUGGGGUGCCAUGCUUAUGAUUACCGCCGCUUCCACCUCAUUCACUGGAAUGGCCAUUUGCCGUUUUCUCCUGGGUAUAUUCGAAGCACCCAUUACACCCUGUUUCAUGAUGAUUGUUGGUAUGUGGUAUACACGCUGUCAACAGCCCUUCCGCGCUGGCGUCUUCUACAGUUGCAACGGCCUGGGGGCCGUGGUCGGAGGAGUGUUGACAUAUGGAAUCGGUCAAAUCAAAACCAUCGCUGUCUGGCGAGCUAUUUACCUCAUACUCGGUGGAACUACCGUUUGUUGGGGUAUUCUGAUGUAUGUUUUCCUUCCUGACGACAUUAUCUCUGCGAAACGUUUCAGUAUCGAAGACAAGGCACUUUUAAUUGGCCGCAGUCGACUUGGUCGAACGGGAGUUAUCAACCACAAGAUCAAAUGGUACCAAAUUAGAGAAGCAUUGAUCGAUCCACAAGUCUGGAUUUUAUUCCUCUUCACGCUAUUGAACGAGAUUAUCAACGGUGGCAUUGCAAACUUCAGCAAACUUAUCAUCAAAGGCCUCACCGAUGACGCCCUCACUACAGUCGCACUGGCUAUUCCGAUGGGUGGAUUCCAAAUCUUCUAUAUCUUAAGUGGAACAUUCCUCGCAUCACGCUUUCGUAACAUCCGCACAAUCGUCAUGUUUAUAUAUCUACUUCCCACGAUAAUUGGCACAUGUUUGUUGUGGAAGAUGAAUCAUGAGACUCACAAGGUGGGUGUUCUGUUUGGUUACUAUAUCUGUGGGGCAUACGUCUGCUCUCUAGUGCUGGCACUGCAGAUGCCUGCCACUAACUUGGGAGGAUAUACCAAACGCAGUACUGGUGUUGCCUUGGUAUUCCUAGCUUACUGCGCGGGCAAUAUUAUCGGUCCCCAUGCUUUCUUAGCCAAAGAAGCACCCAUCUACCAAACUGGCUGCAAGUUGAUUAUUUCAUGCGCAGCUGCUCAGGCGAUUCUGGCUCUCUGCCUUCGGGUGCUUUUUAUUUCUCGGAACAAGAAGCGAGAUCGAGAUACGACAGCUCGCAAUGAAAUAGCCAUGGGAGUGUCGCAGGUGGAUGCUCAAGCUGACUUGACUGAUUUUGAGAACCCAAACUUUCGCUAUGUGUUUUGA
Molecule: messenger RNA, 1539 nt
Organism: Penicillium verhagenii
Lineage: Eukaryota; Fungi; Ascomycota; Eurotiomycetes; Eurotiales; Aspergillaceae
Product: putative MFS transporter
Exons: 2
Coding region: 1-1539 (512 amino acids)
Biological process (GO): transmembrane transport
Cellular component (GO): membrane
Molecular function (GO): transmembrane transporter activity
Source: RefSeq, a predicted model, not a curated record